Ectocarpus siliculosus is the source of this 3743-nucleotide messenger RNA. NCBI's taxonomy places the organism in Eukaryota, Phaeophyceae, Ectocarpales, Ectocarpaceae. The record is from the annotation of a GenBank genome assembly.
AUGACAAGCUUUUUGACAACGUGCGGGUGCCUUUGUUCUUGCGCAGGGGGCUGCGAGUACGGAGGUUGCAGCCAGGCCACCAGCGGCGGGCGAAGGUUUUGCCGACGGCACGGAGAGGGGCGCCGCUGCAAGACGCCGGGCUGUAUGAAGGUGGACGUAGGAGGGGGUAACUGCCGCAAGCACGGAGGGGGGAGGCGCUGUGGAGCCGAUGGCUGUAUGAAAACGGACGUGGGCGGCGGGUUCUGCGUGAGCCAUGGGGGGGGAAAGCGCUGCCAAGCGCAAGGGUGCGCGAAGGGCGCUCAGGCGGGAGGUGUGUUUUGCAAGUCCCAUGGCGGUGGAAGGCGAUGCCGUAUCGAAGGAUGCAUGACAAGCGCACAGAGCGGUGCAGACGUUCUCUGCAUCAAGCACGGCGGCGGCAAGCGGUGCAUGGUCCCCGGGUGCAAGAAGCUCGUCCGCAAGAACAACCGCUGCACGAAGCACGCUUCCGACGGCUCGUCGGGCGCGCGCGCCCCCCCGCGGCCGGCGGCGUCUGCGUCCUUGGCGGCGAAGGCGGCCAAAACAAAGGCCGCCAUAUCGGCAACGACCGCGGCAUUGACGGAAGCCGUCGGAGUGCCACAGGUACCACCGGCGGCACGGCACCAACGCGCGGCGGCGUCGUCAGCGCGCCCCAAAAGCCAGGUCUACUCGUCUUGCCCGACCAAACAGAGGGCGCCGCCGCCGUCGCAGCGCGUGGCUAAGGCUACACCCGACCGGCCGCCCAGUCCUCGGGAGCGGCAUCAGUCGCCGCCCCUGCGGCCUCAUCGGCGUGCAGGAGCGGAGAGCGGCGGCGGCUUCGCCGCUGGUGGGCCGUUGCCGUCGAUGUCGUUGAUGGCAGCGAGGGAACCGUCUCCCAGCUUUGGUUUGGGAGGCGAUGUCCCUCCUCCCGGUGGGCUCUCUGCGCUCCGCGAACCAGGAGCUGUGCCUUCGGCAGUGGCGGCAGCAGCAGCGGGGCCGCUCUUGCAAGGGCAACAGCAGCUGCGCGGUGCUGUCGGGCGGUUUCAAGACGGUAUCCCCCGGGGUCGGGAGGUUUUCUCGCCGGAUGGUAGCCACCCUCAUCAUCCUCGAGGCAUGCCCCAGCUUGCGGGAAUGGGUUCCAUCGGGCCAGGGUUGCCGAGGUUCGAUGGGAGGGACGACUCCAGGGCGGCACAGGCGGCGUCGAUGGGUCCGGAGCUUCCUCACCACGCCUAUGCCUCGGUGGGUGGGCAGGGCCUGGUUCGCGAUCUGCUGCCGGGGGUAACGGUAGCAAACGGGAGUGAAAGGGUUGACAUGGUGAAUGGUUCGUGGAUGCCCUCGGAGAGGAUGGUGGGGCCGGCCCCCGCGCCGCAAGGGCUGGACGGCGUUGACAACCGGGCGCCCCCCUUCCGUGGCGGUCAUUUCUCGAAGGGAGCGAUCGAGAGGUCGCCGUCCGUGUCACCCUUGCCUCCCUCGCUGCUCCUGCAGCCGCCGCCGCCGCCGUUCUCGAUGCCGUUCCCGGCGUCGGCGACGGGUUCCCGCGAGGCUUGCGGCGGCGGCGGCGGUGGCAAGGUCGUCGAAGGCGGCUCGAGAGACGCCGCCGGCAUGAACGGCAGACAAAGCGCGACCUACGGCGGUGGUGAUAGUGACCGGGUUCCGUUGAAUGCACCCAACGCGCCGGUGUGGGAAAGAGGGGGGCUAGCUCCGACGACGACACUAGCUCACCCGUCCGCCGCCAGGACGUCGGACCCACAAGCAGCAGCCUCCACCUCUGCGGCGACCGCAUUUUCAAUGAGUAACGGUGGGCUGCCUACGUCGCAAGACGCCGCUCUUUCUUCUCGGCCGGUGGAGCCUAUACGCCCGCUACCCGCAGCCGCCGCCGCCGCCCCGCGUCUGGGGUCUUCGUGUUGUGGAGGGCGAAAGUCCACCGACUCCAGCGGCGGCGGUGGGAAAGCGGCGGCGGCGGCGGCGGCCGGGCAUAAGGCGCCGGAGAGGACGAGGGCGUGCUCGACCUCCCCCCCCGCAGAGCAGACGUCGUCGUUCAUCAGUCUGUCCGUCUCUGGCAUGAUGUGCAUGGAGAACUGCGGGCAGACGGUCCAGCAGGCGCUCAAGAAGGUCCCGGGCGUCCUGAGCGUGACGAUUCAUUUCCCGACGAGGACGGCCUCGAUCAAGGUCGACGCUAAGGCGAACGUGACGCUCGGAGACCUGACGUCGGCCCUUGACGCGAUCGGUUUCGGCUCGAGCUGCGUGGCGACCACGACCACCCAGGAGCCGACCCUCGAGCAGGACGGGGUGAACGCCGUUUGGGCCAUCGCCAAUGCCCUAGGCCUCGUGGACCCCGGGUGUGCCAUGGCCUGGGGAAGACCGUGCAGCUGUGGGGACGAUUGCAGGUGUAUUAACUGCCCUCAGCACAUGAAGAAGGUGUCACACGCGGUUGACCUUGUCCUGCAAGCGGCCGACUUGAGCAGCUCCAAGGCGCCCCCAGAGGAGCCAAAGCCAAAGCCAAAGGCAAAGUAGCAGCACAAAGACCUGGCCAUCUAUUAUAUAAUAGUCGCAAAUGUAAAUGUUAUGUAUGCUGCUUCUUGUGCAUCAUAUGAUGAGAAUUUGUAUUCAGGGAAUCUUAGUAGGUUGGCUUUUCGGGAAACUUCGGCAACGUGCACGCUACAGCGUUCGUCAACCCCUGUAGCCCCAGGGAGUUACUAAACAAAACUUUUGCUAUUAAAAUAAUACAAGAAAGGGUCUACAAGGGGUUCUCCGAGUUUUAGCACCCAACCUGAUGUCGUUUUCGCAACUCAAGGGUCGGGUACCGAGCGCCGAGAGUGAUCUCCAAGGAAGUUUUGCUCUUCGCUUCCCACCCCCCCUCCCCCCUGAUUUUUUUUCGUGUUUUUGGCACCAUUUGCUCGUGGGGGUGGAGUGUAGCAGGAAUGCCGGGCCGCUUGGGUCCUGUCCUCUCCACACGCAUUUAGAGAUUGUUCUCGCGCAGCGAUGUUUGUCUCAGACGAAGUGAGACAUUUAAGUUGGUGGUGAUCGUGAUUGCCCGACACGGUGCAAGCAAAGUUCGCUUUUUCUUCCUUCGUCCUUCGGCCACGUCACGGCGCGAUGCCUGCCUAUUUCUUGACGCGGCGUUGCGCCUUAAGCGAGGUUUCAGGAGUUGUGACAAAAUGUGCGGCAUCGGCGAGCGCCAAAGCGAGAUGUUGGCGCAAAAACUGUUUGGAUUUCUGCAACAGCUGUCACCUAGAUUAUUAUUCAGUAGCCUUUUUUUCGUGGCCCGGUUGUGUGCGGUACUCCUUCCUGUUGCCAGUAGAUAGUCCUAGGUCCAGAGGCAUAACCGUAAUCUAGAAUUGCGCCCCGUGUUUCUGUGCGUUCUCCUCUCCGUGAAAUUACAAUAAAUCUUAAUCUUUGCUUCGGUGUCCCACGCAAAUUAUCUGGGAUGUACAUAGUCCAUCGUGCUGUUUCGUUAGCUUAUUGGUUACAGGCAAUGGUAUCGUAUUAGGGUAGAAAAUGGGUGAUGGGUGAUGGUACUGACGCAGCGGUACGGUGUCUCUUAUCACGGAACGAUAUUUUGUUUCUGCUGGGUUCUCGGUUGUGGGCGCUUUUUCCCGUUGGGAGCGGUCGUUGAAGGUGUUUCGAAUGACUGCGUUGUGUACGUGAGAGCUGAAAGAUGAAGCAAGAGAUUCGGUGUUGUAAAGUCUUCAAAGCACGAAAGUUAGCUGCAUCCGAGAAGAAGAAAACGUAAAGUUGGUGAAAACGAG